GUCAAUGGCAGGGUUGGGGAGAGAGGUAGUGGAGUCUGGCUGCUCUGACCUGACCUGACCCGCGGUGAGUGACCUGACCUGCCACCCCACCACCCCCAGGGCACACUCAUGGCCCUCUGUCACAUGUAUCAAGUGUUGUGUGAGGAGAGUGCCGCGGGGGUGGCUGGAACCUCGCUCAUAUGAGCGGGGGCUUGAGGUCAUGUAAGGCUACAGUAUUGACUCAUUCAGCAUUCCUUAGGUUGCUGGACGAGUCGCCCCAUAUCCAGCUCACCUCUCAUCAUCAUAACCAAACUUAUUCUGGACUUAUUAGAUGUCAAUAGAGCCCAUAUGACUCGAGGCACACCAUAGUAAAUCAAGAUGGAUGAUCCUAAUACUGACGCUCAGAAAUUGGGCAGUGAACACAGGUCCUCAUCAUUAGAUCACCUGGUGUUACAGGAGGGACUCGAGACUAGAACACAAUGUGAAACUACUAACUCAACCCAUUUUGAUAACAAUGAAAUUUUGGUUCUUGAGGAUAAUAGUUCUGUUCAAGAAAGUGUGGAUGUUUGUAUUAAUUUAUCAGCUUCUACUGAAAAUGAAGCUGUUGAAGGUCCUCAGUCGAAUAGUUCAUGUACCGCAGAAAAUUUAAGUUUACUAGAAUUGGAAGAAGCGGACGGGUCUUUUGAGGCAGUUAGACAGGACGAGGAAAGAAUAUUCGACAGGGAAUCACAAACAGUUUUCAUUAGUAAUAUUUUACAUGAUGAGAGUGUUGUGGAAUUUACUCUGGAAAAUUGCCAAGAUAAAGAUAUUGAAGAAAAUAAAUAUUGUUUACAAGAAAAAUCAGAAUCCUUAAGUUCUAAUUUAGAAAUAACCAUGAACAAAAUAAGCAGACCCAGUUCUUCAGACAGUGACAAAACAUCAAAUGCGUGUUCUCAGCCAGUUCAUGGGGAUCCCAAAAAUUCUAGUUAUCUUCCUACUGAAAUUGAAAGCCUCUUGACAUCAUCACAUGCGUGUAGUCCCGAUUCCGACUUUGAGGUCAGCCAAGUGGAUUUCACUUCUGCUCCAAAAGAAAAUCUUAUGAAAAUGUUAUCGUGCUUGUUGGACGAGUGUGAUACCUUAAAGAGAGAAAAAGCAAGGUUAGAGAGUGAGGUAGACCGCCUUGAGGCGGACCAGUCAUCCCAGGUAUAUACAACGCAGAUAGAAUCUCUGGAGAAAGCUCUUGCGCAAGCACAAGCAGAUGCAUGUAGUUGGCAGCAAAAGCUUCACCAAGCGGAGGAAAGCUACAUGACCGAAAAUAUCAAGAUUCGCUCUGACCUUACAGCCCGCCUUGAGCGCAUGACCAAGGAGUACGAGGCAGCAAACAAGGAUAAGGAGUCAAUGGUUAUAAAAUAUGCAACAUCAGAGAGGGAGGUAAUUGUGGCUAAGAAACAGAAGGAAGCAAUAGAGAAGAAGAUGAAAGAAAUGGAGAAAGAAAGAGAGCAACUUCUCAGUAAAAAUAAGAUGCUCAUAUCUGAGCGAGCACGGAUCUGCCAAACUCUGGACACUAAGGUUCAGAAGAAUAACUGGUAUCAGCGUGAGGUAGAGAGGCUAAAGGAAGAAAUCAACAGCAGAGAUAUUAAAAUAAAGUGGGCACAGACUAAGUUAAAGACAGAGAUGGAUGCACAUCAGGAAUCACAAGGCAAGCUGGACAGAGCACUAACCAAAAUCACCAAACACGAAGAGGAGCUGAAGACCAUUAAAGAGGAGGCCGAGAGUAUUGUCCGCAACACCAGAGACAGCGAGAACUCCAGGGCAAAUAUUCUAGAUAUGCAGCUAAAGGAAGAAAAAGCUCGUCUCAUCAUGGAACGACAGGCCAGUGAAAGCCGAGGGUCAGCCUUCAACAAGGUGUCAGCAGAGCUGGAGGCGUUGAAGCUUAAGCACACGACUCUAGGGGAGGAAGCUACAUCCCUGAGAAAAAGAGUGGCAACUUAUGAAGCUGAACGAGAUGAGACCGAGAAACUGUUCACUAGUUUGCGCUUAGAAGUAACAGCUUCACGCCAGGAAGCGGCAGACCUCGGCCACCAGCUGUCUAACUCGGCACACCUGCAGCAACAGCUGAAGAGAGAGCGUGAGCAGCUAGCUGCAGCCAACCAGGAAAUUGAUCGGUUACAGUCGACAAACAAUGAAAUAGAGAGCGAGUUACUAUCUUGCCGCCACAAGGAAGCUGAGCUUCUGGCUUUCACGCAGAAACUGACCGACAAAAAUGUACAAAUUCAGAGUCAGUUCUCUGUGCUUCAGUCAAAGACACAAUUGAUGGAACUUGAGCAUGGAGAGAUCAAAUCAGAAUUGGAUGAGCUAAAGGUGCAGAAGUCCAAAUUAAAAUCAGACUUGACGAAAGAAAAUCAAGCCCAUCUUUCUCAGUUUGAGAAUCUUAAACGGCAGCUAGCAGAAAAGACAGAACACGUCAAGCAGUUGACAACAAAAACUAUGGAACUUGAGAACGAGAUUCAAGUGCUCAAUAAAAAACAUAAAAAUUCUUUAAGAGACAUUACACGGGAGAUGCAGAAACUAAGGAAGCGCCUAGACAACCAAGAGAAUGGCACCAACGGAGGAAACGGAGGUAGUGCCGGGGUCAUGUUGAGUGGCCACUCGUCUCAGUCAGCAACACCACACGACUCCCUGUCUCAAGGCUCUCGAGCGUCCUCAAACACUUCCCUCAAUACUAUAGAAUACCAAAGUACCAAUGGCAGUAGUCCAAAUUCACAGGAACUUGUACCUCUUCAUGACCCUCUGGUGACACAGCAGCUACUGGUUGAUCGAAUAAUCAAACUCCAGAAAUCUGCUGCACGGCGCUCUGACAAAAUUGAGUUCUUAGAAGAGCAUGUUGCUCACCUGGUCUCGGAACUAAAGAAGAAGUCUCGUAUCAUCCAUCAUUAUGUUAUGAGAGAAGAGACUGGGGCUCUUGCUAACUCAGCUUCAGAUUCUUCCAAGUCUUCCAAUGCAAACAUUGGAAAAGCAAGACGAAAGAGCCAGGCAGAGUUGAUGCGUCACGGAGGCAUCAUGGCCUCUGUGUAUGGCUCGGCACCCCGUGAUGGAACGAUGACCUUGGAACUAUCAUUGGAGAUUAAUAGGAAGUUACAGGCUGUUCUAGAAGACACCUUAUUAAAGAAUAUUACCCUGAAGGAGAACCUUAACACUUUAGGAGAUGAAAUUGCCAAGAUAUCUUGCCAAAAUCAACACCUGGAUUCUCCCAAGUGACGUGUGGAAGCUCUCAACGAAGUGUCAUUUUCAGUGAUGAGAGGAACGUGGGCUUUUCUUCCCCCAUAUUGCAUUUCUGUGCAAAUUCAUACAAAAAUAUCCUCUGAUAUUAAAUCCAUAGACAACAGGACCAUUAAUUAGAAUUGACACUACAAGUUAACUAGUGCAUUUUGUGGGAUUAUUAUCAGGCAUUAUUGUUUACUUUUGCUAAGAUUUUUUAGUCAUUACUGUACACUGCUGUAAAUCAAAUGUAUUAUUACACUGGAAAAUAUAUAUUUUUAACAUAUUGGUAAGGAUCCCAAAAUUCUAAAUGUUGUAGUAUUCAUUCGUUAUCUCAAGAGUCUUUAGGUAUUGGCUUGAAGCUUUCAAGACAUGUAUGGUUGUGCAAGAUUAAUGUCUUGUGUUACUGAAGAAUGUUGCCCUCUGGGGGAAGAUUUCAAAGUCAUUUUAGCAAGUUGUUGACCUGCCUUUUACCCCACCUUUUCCUCUUACACAUUACAAAUUUAAUUCUUUCUGUAUUCUUACAAAUGAGACUACUGGAGCAAAGUUGCUACUCACAUUCUCUAAUGCCAUGGAUACUGUAUGAGCUUAGUUAUCCGAAGCCCGCUGAACCAAAUAUUUCGGUUAUCCUGCCAAAAUUGCAUCUGAAUAAUUUUCUAGCAAAUCUUUGCCAUAUCCCGACAGAAAUCCAAAUAACUAGAGAUUUGGGCAGGUAAUGCAGACUGGCACAGUGUCCAAGUCAAGCCCGGAUAAUUUUCUGGCAAAACUGCACCAUUUCCAAGUAGAAAUCCAGAUAACCGAAGAUUAGGUUACUUAAAUUUUCAUGAACUACACAUUGAUGAUUGAUGAAGAUUAAGCCACCCAAUAGGUGGCACGUGCAUGAAUAGCCCGUAAGUGGUGGCCCUUUGGAGCCAUUACCAGUAUCAUUUAGCUGAUACUGGAGAUCUGUGGAGGUGCAACUGCACCCUACCUCUGAACUACACAUGUUAACAUUUACAGUAUCAAACAAGAUGAUGAACCAUAGCAAGGUAGGCUGAAAUUAUUGUUUUAAAUUAUAUCUUUGAUACUGUAUAUAUAUAGUGUGUGUGGAAAUCCAAAUUAUUUUGGUUUUGGUACAAAAAUUUUAGAAUAUGGUGAUAUGUGAACUUCCCCUCUUAGAAUUCUGCUUAUAUGGAUGUCUAACUUAUCUGGUCCUUCUCUUAUCUGGAGGGGUCCUUCCCAUGUGAUCUGGAUAAGUGAGCUUAGACAGUUCUUCCGUUAGUCUCCUACGCAAACUAUCCCCUCAGAAUUGAAGAUGAUACCAUAGCAGUGUGUGAAGCACUAAUACAACUCCCUCCCUCAAUAGGAAGAAAAACCUGGGUUGUGUUAUAUGAGCUGCGACUCGUAUAACUGGCUCAAGUGAACAGAUAAUUAGGGAAAAAAUUAAUAUAUACCAUUCCUUAAGCGUAUGUUUUCUUGCUGGUGCAAAGUAACGGGAAUAGUUUUGGAAUAUUUCUAAUAUAUGUACCUGUAUAAAAAAAAUUAAUGCAAAAUAUGUGGAAUUUAUGAUAUAACAUGUUUCACGUGUUUUUAAGUGGGUACAGUCUCUUUUAAGUAAUGUUAAAGGUAUUAUCCUCUCAUUAUGUUAAUUCUGCAACUUUACUGUUUAGUUAUUGCUUCCAUCCUAAAUCUCCUUGGGUUCUUGAAUCCAACACAAUCCUUGCUAUUACAAAUUCUCUUCAUCUAUAAUGGUUGAGUUUGAAAGAUUCUUACCGGCUAAAACGUUCAACAUUCCCUUCUCUUUUCUCGUUUUGGGGAAAUGAAAUGAAGGGGGGGAGAGAUAAUUUAGGCACUGCUGGAUACCUUCUAGUUGCUCAUCAAUAAUGUGUUUGGUUGGGUAUCAGUAUUAUAGAUUUUGAUUCUCCUGUAUCCAUGCAUUGACUCUCAGUGAUCUUAUAGUUGCAAAUUUCUAGAUAAGAUGCAAGGUGUGAUGAGCAUUCUGAUUACUUUCAUUGCUAUCAUAGCUUUCAGAACAUGAUACUGUACCUCAAAUCAUCCAGUAUCGUUUUUCGUCUUUUAUUCAGGAGUACAUAUCAUGCAUUUUUGGUUAGUUGACCAGUCAUUUUAAUGUAACAACUGUUUACAACUGAUUUGACUCUGGUCACCAAAGUGUCGUAAUUUACAUUCAACUGGGGCCUGACAGCCGAGUGGACAGCGCUUGGGGUUCAUGGUCCUAAGGUUCCGGGUUCGAUCCCCGGUGGAGGCGGAAACAAAUGGGCAGAGUUUCUUUCAUAUUGAUGAUCCUGUUCACCUAGCA
This is a messenger RNA of Procambarus clarkii (red swamp crayfish), 5512 nucleotides long. It is a transcript of the gene Golgin104, whose product is annotated as Golgin 104. Gene Ontology annotation, molecular function: small GTPase binding. Gene Ontology annotation, cellular component: trans-Golgi network. The record is from RefSeq and is a predicted model, not a curated record. Gene Ontology annotation, biological process: vesicle cytoskeletal trafficking. Lineage: Eukaryota; Metazoa; Arthropoda; Malacostraca; Decapoda; Cambaridae.